UCAUUUUAUCUGUGCUUUAACAAUUGAUUAACAAAAUGUUUGCGCUGCUCUUUGUGCUUGUUGCAAAUUAUUUCAACUUUUCCGUUACGAAAGCCGGUGGUCCCGAAGUCUGUAUCGAUCAAUUGGGUUGUAUCGAAGGUGUUUAUGCAACAGGCAGUGAGGGUCAAGAAUAUGAAGCCUUUUAUGGCAUACCGUUUGCUAAACCACCGAUCGGUGAAUUGCGAUUUAAGAAUCCCUUACCAGUUGAACCAUGGAACGACAAACGUAUGGCCAAAGAACCACGAACUGAAUGCAUUCAAUAUAACCAAAUUCCACGCAUACCUACGAUUAGUGGUGAAGAGGACUGCCUUUACUUGAAUUUGUAUCGUCCCAAAAAAUGGUCCACUGAGAAACUACCCAUUUUAUUCUACAUACACGGCGGAGGCUUUUUUUCAGGCACUCCAAGUCCCGCAGUGUAUGGUCCUGAAUAUUUUAUGGAAACUAAUGAGGUUAUAUUGGUAUUAGCCGCGUAUCGCUUGGGUCAGUUUGGUUUUCUUAGUACCGGUGAUGAGCAUAUGACUGGUAAUUUUGGACUUAAGGACCAGAACAUCGCGCUUAAAUGGGUACAAAAAUAUAUUGCUGCCUUCAAUGGUGAUCCUUCGCGUGUUACUAUUUUUGGCCAUAGUGCUGGCAGUUUUUCUGUGCAUUUCCACAUGUUAAGCCCGGCUUCAAAAGGUUUGUUUCGCAAUGCUGUAUUAAUGAGCGGCCAUGCAAAUUGCCCUUUCUUACGACAAAUCGACCAAAAGUCUCAGGUCAUUCAAUUAGCUAAGGGUGUUGGAAUUACAAAUGUUAACGAAAUGUCUUCAAGAGAACUAGCUGACGCUCUGCGCAAUGUGCCAGCAACAGACCUGUUAAAGGCAGGUGUUGAUCUCAAAGUAUGGAGUGUGUACCCUUUUGGUACUUUUCGUACCACCAUUGAACAAGAAUCAUGGCCGGAACCUUUCAUAACGGAAGAUAUGUUCAAAUUAAUCGGAAGUCCAAAAAUGCCGAAAACUGUGCCAUGGAUUGGUGGUUAUACCUCGUCAAUUGGUGAAGGCACGGUCUUGGCGCUAAGAUUAUCUACGGAUCCGGAUUUACAAGCUCACUUCAAUAAGAACUUUAAUGAUUUAUUCAAAUUAGUGAUGGAACUGAAUGGCACAACAUAUCUGGAAAGAGUUGAUGAAGUAAUAGAGCGAUUAGUUGUGGAAUAUAUGGGUGGUGUUCGCGAGUUGAAUAAAGACACAAUUGAUGGCUUUCUCGAGCUUUUAGGUGAUUACUUUUUUACUUAUCCACUAUACAAAACUAUUGCCAGCAAUGUUUAUUCUGAUGGUCGAGCAAAUAGCCUUACGGGAAUAAUUAAAUUUGGUUAUCGUGGGCCAAAUACAUUUACUGAGAUUUUUACGGGCAGCUCGAGAAACGUGGGCGCUGUACAUGUUGAUGAUUUGCUAUAUCUAUAUCGCAUGCCGUUCUUAGUGCCAAAUGGAUAUGAAAAAUCAACGCCUGAGAGGGAGUUGGUUAAGAAAUACGUGGAACUACAUGUUGAGUAUGCUAAAACGGGCAUUGUCGAAGCCUUUAAUAAAAUGAGCCCUUGUUCGAAGGAUAAGUUUGACCGACCCGACGGAGCAGCCAUUUGCGAUUAUUUGUCGAUUGUCAAUGAUACGGAAUUAUUUCAGGUUGAAAAUAAGUGGAAUGUGAAACGCAUGAAACUGUGGGAGUACUUAGAUAAAACUCUCUUUGAUAUUUAAAACAACUGUGUUAAAACUACAUUUACAAGAAAAAAAAUAAAAUAGAAAGUAAUUGUGAGCAUUCAAAAAAAUUUA
Messenger RNA from Bactrocera neohumeralis, 1838 nucleotides. It is a transcript of the gene Jhedup, whose product is annotated as juvenile hormone esterase. The coding region runs from base 36 to 1763 and encodes 575 amino acids. The transcript is spliced from 7 exons. Gene Ontology annotation, molecular function: cholinesterase activity. The record is from RefSeq and is a predicted model, not a curated record. NCBI's taxonomy places the organism in Eukaryota, Metazoa, Arthropoda, Insecta, Diptera, Tephritidae.